Vicia villosa (hairy vetch) is the source of this 684-nucleotide messenger RNA. RefSeq lists its product as uncharacterized. NCBI's taxonomy places the organism in Eukaryota, Viridiplantae, Streptophyta, Magnoliopsida, Fabales, Fabaceae. The coding region runs from base 1 to 684 and encodes 227 amino acids. The record is from RefSeq and is a predicted model, not a curated record. The transcript has a single exon.
AUGGAAACUCCCACUGAUACUGUCAAAGAAGCGAAGAGACAUACGCAUACCUACAGCUUUUUCCGGGAGCCGUUGACCUCCUUAGAGGGUUUGAGUUCGUUAAUGACCGCUUUUUGUCUGAAGAGUUUCACAGAUAACUAUGGGAAUAUUCUGACCUUGUUGGAGAUCGUGGUUGACACGCCUGCUUUGCAAACUUUGAUACAAUUAUAUGAUCCUGAAAUGAGGUGUUUCACGUUCCAGGAUUACCAGUUGGCUCCCACGUUGGAAGAGUACUCAAUUAUUCUUAAUCUCAAGAUAAAAGACGAAGUGCCGUUCAUCGAUAUCCCUAAGGAAGUGAACUUCAAGUCAAUCGUUGCUGCUCUUUAUUUGAGAAUAAAAGAAGUAUCUGAUAAUUGGAAGUCGAGUGGAGUCUCGGGGUUCACUCUGAAAUUCUUGGUAAGAAAAGCUAAAGAGGAAUUUGGGAAAGAGAAUUGGAACGCGUACAAUGCAUUGCUCGCUGUGGCUAUUUAUGGGAUUGUGAUGUUCCCGAAUGUUCCCAAUUUUGUGGACUCGGCCGCGAUACACAUUUGCAUGGGAAAGAAUCCCAUUCCGACAUUGUUGGUCGAUACUUAUUAUGCCAUUCAUUCCCGAUACGAGAAAGGUGGUGUUUCUAUCACUUGUUGCCUUCAGUUGUUGUUCAUCUGA